AUUGGUCAAGUUCCCAUCUCGACUGACUAUUUUGUUUUCAGUGCAUAUAAACUAAAUUUCACUGAAAAGUUUUGUGUAAAUGGUGAAAAAGGUGGAGUGAAGUCGAUUUAUAUAUAUUCAAAUUUCAGUAAACUUCAGUAAUUGAAUUCUUAAGAUAAGAUGUCUUCAAACAUAUUGAGUGGUGUGAAAUAUUCAGUGAAAUCGGCUGUAAGCCAUCGAAACCUUGGAGUUUUUGCUCCUUGCUUACAGAAAGCUACUGAUCCAAUUCAACAACUGUUUAUUGAUAAGAUUCGCGAGUAUAAGCAGAAGAGCAAUGAUGGAAAAAAAUUAGUAGAUCCAACACCCGAGCUUCAAAAGGAACUUAAUCAAGAAUUAGAGAAAGUGGCCAAACAAUAUGGGGGUGGACCAGGGAUAGACCUUACCAAAUUCCCCACAUUCAAGUUUGAGGAUCCAGUCAUUGAUUCAGUCAAUAUGGAAACAAAAUAAUUUAUUUAAGUUUAUUUUUGUGUAGUUAAUAAAGAUCUUUUUGAAGUAA
Cylas formicarius (sweet potato weevil) is the source of this 535-nucleotide messenger RNA. RefSeq names its product ATP synthase-coupling factor 6, mitochondrial (gene ATPsynCF6). Gene Ontology annotation, biological process: proton motive force-driven ATP synthesis. Gene Ontology annotation, molecular function: proton transmembrane transporter activity. The transcript is spliced from 3 exons. Bases 160 to 486 code for a protein of 108 amino acids. The record is from RefSeq and is a predicted model, not a curated record. Lineage: Eukaryota; Metazoa; Arthropoda; Insecta; Coleoptera; Brentidae.